UGGAAUUUGGCUAAUUUGCUUUUAAUGUGCAGUGUGCCAAACAAAGGGAAGAGAACAAGGCCCUGCAAGCCACCAUGCAGACAGCCGCGUCCAACGCCACAAAGGAACUACAAACAAAGGAAAAGCGGAUCCAAUAUUUGGAGAAAAAGGUGCAAUCUAUGCGGGACGAGCGAGCAGCCAAAGCGCGAGAAUUUUCAGAAGCGCAGCAACAUAUCAGCCGACUCAUGGGCGUGAUGGGCUUCAAAGCCAAUCCUGUAGAGCCAGAAGCUUCAAACAAACACCAGCGGCCUAGGUCAAACUUAGGACCGUCCCAGGCUGCGACCAUGCGGCAGAAAGCAAAUGCAGGGGAAGACGACGACAACACCCAGGCCCAGGUCGAACAUUCACCAGCCGAGUCGUUCGAGCCCAACACACCUUGCUCUACUGGUCGAAACCCCAAGAGAUCCAAGGGUAAUCCUUGGUCACUGGAUCCAUCACCGGUAUCUCAUAAGGCUGGUGACCGAAGGUCAAAAGACUUGUCUUCCCCAAGUCACACAAGGCAGCGCCCGGAACGAUAUCCCCUUGGAGAUGCAGACCAGAAUAGCCAACUAAGCUCGCAGCAAAGCAGUGUCUCAAGCCACAGGCAAAGUGGAAUUUACCAGGAGAGCCAAGACUGCACCAAUCCAGAUGAGAACCGUCUCCAGGACAUCGACUUGGAUAUGGAUCUGGAAUCUUCGAAAGACUUUAUAUUCACGAGUACCUCCCUGUCAGAGGCGAACGACCAUCUGUUGGCACGGGAAACCCAGCAAUAAUACAUACGUAGAUAAGCUUUUUGAUGUACUGUUACGAGUUAUGAAAACCGAUAUGACCUUGUAGGUAGUCUAGGGCUUGCCAAACGGAAUUUUGAAAGAAAUAUCUUGUACAAAUGACCACUUUGAUGUUUCUGCUUAAUUACUGCAGGUUUUUGUGUUGCUUCUGAAAGAUUACCAUUACUCUGGCAUAGAUGGCUGCUAUUCUUUUCUGUCUGGAUUUUUUUUUCAGGCUUGAAACUUGAUGACUUCAGUCACCGUGGGAGACAGGGCCCUUUGACAAAGCGGUUGCAGUGAAUGAUCCCUCUCCCUCCUUGUUCUUCCCUCUUUAAUUAGGGCUAACUUCGAUCAAGUGAUUAUUUGAUAUUUUAUUUUCCCUCUCUUAUGGUCUCCUCCUAUUCCAC
Molecule: messenger RNA, 1192 nt
Organism: Aspergillus wentii DTO 134E9
Lineage: Eukaryota; Fungi; Ascomycota; Eurotiomycetes; Eurotiales; Aspergillaceae
Exons: 2
Coding region: 75-791 (238 amino acids)
Source: RefSeq, a predicted model, not a curated record